AAACACACGUCAGGACGCUCGGUGCGUGGCCUGAGGAUUACCCGGCGUGCCCCGCGGGGAAAGAUGGCGGCGGCGGAGGAGGAGGGAAGAAGCUAAACUUUAUCCCAAUGAGAAACAACCGAAACUGGGAUAGCAAGACGUGCGGGUGCUUUGGACCGCCAGACUGACCGAGUAGUGUUAGCCACUAUCUUAGCUGUAGCUGGAGGCAUAGGCGGGGAGAGGACUGACAGACCCGAGGAGGAGGCAACAGUGCCCAGGGAAAUAAAGAAAAUAGAAUAAGCGGAUAAACUUUAUUAUCCCGGACAGAGUCAGUAUAUAUUGGAUUAUUAUUACUAAGAAGGCACCUUGUGUGAAGCGAGAAGGUUAUCAAUAGCCUCGAACUCAUUUGCCAGGAUCUGCAGAAUGUAAAGUUUAUAGGAUUAAGUUUCAUAGCAGCCACCGACAGAGAGGGAUGCUUGAGCACUCAGCAACAAUCUUGGUUAAACAGAGCUCCUUUGUGGAAAAGCAGUGGAUGAAGACAUAGCUGUGUGAUCAUCUCAGUUUCAGGUUGCAGCGUGGGAACAAAGGAGGACAGGGCCCGAGGAUGACGAGCGCGGCUCCCGUGAGGAAGCCCUACCGCAAGGCACCGCCCCAGCACCGGGAGAUCCGGCAUGACCUGCCAGUGUUAAGAGACGAGCUGGACGGGGACUUGGCCUUGCCGCCAGCAGAGCCAUGCCAGGAAUCCCUUUCAGAUACGGACAGGAUCAAGGUCCUGCAGCAGCAGAAUGAGGACCUGCGACAGAGACUCACCUGCACCACCCACAAGAUGGAGGCAAUGGAGACGGAGUUCGAAUCCAGCCGGCACUACAUGGAGGCAGAGAUGGGAAGGACCAAGGACGAGCUGGAAAAGAUGAAGGAUAAAUUCCGCAGACUGCAGAACAGUUACACAGCAUCCCAGAGAACCAACCAGGACUUGGAGGACAAACUUCAUGCACUGCUCAGAAUGGUGGAGAACGAUAAGAAAACCAUGGACCACGAGAUUGUGGAGCUCACAAAUAAGCUGCUGGAUGCUAAGAAUACUAUCGAUAAACUGGAAGAACUAAAUGACCGCUAUCGGCAGGACUGUAACUUGGCCGUGCAGCUGUUGAAGUGCAAUAAAUCUCAUUUUAGGAACCACAAGUUUGCUGAUCUUCCUUAUGAGUUACAAGACAUGGUAAACAAGCACAUGAAGACCAGUCCCCCCGAUUCAGGGCAAGUCCAGCCAGAGUCGUCCCCAAGCCUGGCUUCUACUGAUGUGGUGCCCACAUCGGUGAUCGCCCGGGUGCUAGAGAAGCCAGAGCCUCUGGUGCUGAACUCUGCCCAGUCGAGCAGUAGCGCAGGGCGUCCCGUGGCGGAGGACGUCUUUGUGCACGUGGACAUGACUGGGCCACAGGCCCAGAGGAACGGGCAGGGUCGAGAGAACGGUGGGCAGGGCUUGGCGAGAGGAGUGCACCAGCACCAGCUGCAACAGAACGGGACAUGCGGUCAACAGGGCAGUGUAGAGACCCCGGCAGGAGAGGAAGGAGGGAACGGAGCAGCGUUGUCAUCCUUUGAGAAGCUGAACCCGUACCCCACCCCACAGCACCCCCACCCUCUCUACCCAGGUCGUAAGGUCAUUGAGUUCUCCACCGAUGACAAGGUGAAGAUCCCAAAGAACAGCCCGCUACCAAACUGUACCUAUGCCACCCGGCAGGCCAUCUCCCUCAGCCUGGUGCAGGGAGAGGAUGACGGGGAGCGGCAGAGGACAGUGCCCAGCAGUCCUGCGGUGUCCGAGGGGGGCUGGCGGUCAGCAGCCUCCUCCUCCUCUGGUAGAGGUGGCGGUCGUGGCAGUCGCUGCCCUCAACAGCAAAACAUGGCUGACCUCCGCUCCACCCAGUCUAGCCCCUUCAGUAGCCCACCACCGGCCCCCAGCGCCCUUGCCAGCUCGGCCAGCUCAGAGGAGGACCUUCUGUCCAACUGGCAACGCAUGUUCGUGGAGAAGAUGGCUCCCACUUCCGAGGGCACUCUGGUCAACCGCACCUCCUUCAGCAGCGAGACAGCCCACGAGCUGCAGAGGAGCUUCCAGGGUAAGACGGUGCCUGGAGGUGGGAGGGGGAGGGGGGAGCAGCGGGGCGCCUACUCUGACGGGGAAGAGUCGUCGGCACGCAGCUGGACUGUCAGUCGUGAAUCCAGUCUGGACACAGAUAACAGCAGUGCUGCAGAGUCCAGAGUCAAAAAGGGCCACUACACCACUGACUGCUCCCAGGAGGAGAGCAAGAAGCUCUUGAUGGCUGUAGACACUCAGGACGAUGGUGGCAGCAUUGACACCACCAUUGCUACCACCCCCAUAACCAAGACGAGCCCUGCCUUGAAGAGAAAGGAGUAUGUAGACUUGGGAUCAGCUGGGAGCUCCACAGAGGAGCGGGAUAUCUUGCCGCAGGAGUUCACCAUGAUCGCUCCAAGGGCUUUCCCCAGCUUGGAGGAGUUUGGAGAGAAGCCACCUCUACACCAUACCACCACAGUCUCCUCCAGGCCCCAGAAGAGCCCCAAACGAAUGGGGGUCCAUCAUCUGCACCGCAAGGAUAGCCUCAACCGGGCACAGGAGCAUGGAAACCUUCUGGAUUAAACGGGUUAAGGAGUAAGAGGAGGCGAUGAUUGAUCAGCAGAUACUCUCUUGGCACCCCUUAGUUUAUGAAUGAGAGAAUCAGUCAGACCAGUUGUGGUGGAUGGAGAGAGGCUGUUAGCAGAAGCAUGUUGUCUAUGUAUUGCCUGCCUGGAAGAGCCACAUGUGGAUUGAAAAAUGUGGCACUUGUAGAGAGGCUUUUCCCCAUUGAUAAGUUCAAUGCUUUGAGAGCAUGUCUAGAGAGCACAGGUAACUAUUUUAAAAAGGUGGCAUUUAGCUUUGUGGUGUGGUCUUGAAAACAAAGUUGUCCAGUGGUUCAUUGCUGAUCUCCUGUAAGUAUCUAUCUAUCUAUCUAUCUAUCUAUCUGCUUUUGUACAUACCUCAAUACUGUAUAGGUUAGUUAUCAAACUUCUUUAAACAAACUUGAGGUGCUUUGAAACUCCACCCCAUUAGAGGCAUGACUCGCAUCCUUCCACAAUGCACUGUGCAUUCAGCAUUGUGCCCUAUUGGGGACCGUUGGAUUAUUAUUGUGAUCCGGGGAAUCCCAUUGUGCAAAAAUUUAAUUGCCCAAGUGCUUAUGCAUAGUAUUUAACAGCAACCAAGGCAGAUGCUUUCUCUUUCUUGGUUAACAGUUGCCCACGGUGCACUUGAGGGAGUAACAGGGGGGCUGCAGACGUCCAAGAUGCUCCGAGGCUGCCCGCCUGGUGUUAACAGUAGCGUCUGUCUGGAGUUGCUGUUGCAGGAUCUUGUUGCCGUUUACAGUAUAAUUUCAGCUGACCCUUUUGUUCACUUGCAGUGCCUAUCCGCUUGUUACGGUGUUUGAUAAGACCGAAAAGAUGUCAGGGUUCCUUUAGGGAUCCCGUUUUAAUAUUAACUUUAGCUGUGUGUGUGUGUGUGUGUGUGUGUUUCUUUUAAAACUUCUGGAAUACAGUAUAUUGCCACUGAAGUAUAAUAACAAGCAAAAGAGGCAUUAUAAAGGCUUCCUCUCAAUCUGCUAAAGUUCACCAGAGCACUUUCAGUUUUUAGUGAUUGCAGGUUUGAACUUGUGUGUUAAUUUGCGUUUUGUCUUGUGUGAAAAUACUGCAAACAAAGCUGUAAAGACUGAAAAUGGACAUUUUGUACAUGUGACUCUUUGUCUUCAUCACAGUAGUGUUUUGUAGGUGUACAGGAAAAAAAACUUAAGUAUUUUUAUAUUUCACUUUUUUCCAGGUGCUGAUCCCGAUGUUCAGUAUCUGCAUUGUGUAUAAUCUAAUCUGCAUUGGCAAAAGCUUUGUACACUGCUAAAUAAAUACCUGAAAGCAGCAAACAUAUUGCUGUAGCUUGAUUUACAAAGGGGUGGACACAUGCAAGCCUAUUGAUUUCCUAUGGGCUUGCUUACGCAUGUCUCUGAAAAUUAAAUCACGUUUUUUUGUUUUGUUUUUAAUUGUAACAGAAGUAACUAAGUAGUGUUUUACCUAUGUGAGAUAGAAGUAAAUAUAGACUGAUGCAGGUAUCUGCGUGCCAGCUAUUGUGGGAUCACAGUUGUUCUGGUAAACUUUGCCCUCUGUAGAACAGGGUCUUCAUCUACCCCUGUAUGUGUAAUACUUCUUGUUCAUUCAUUUGAAUGAUCAACAGUGUAAAGCUGUAUAGUUUUUAAAAUAAAAAUAUACUAAAACUCAUACAGCAGUAUACUUUGAUCAGACUGAUCCAUAAACAGUACAUGACCCUUUAAUAGAGGAACUGCCAAAAUUUUUGUUUUUGUGUGUUUUUAUGGUCAAGGCUUUUGGAGAGAGUUGAUCAUCCUUUUAAACCCAAACAUUGGAUUUAAAACAUUGAAGUUUUUUUCUUCCGAUGCUUAUUGCAAGUUUAACUCUGGGCUGGUAUCAGACCCAUUAUUUGUUCUAGUCUUGGACUACCUUAUCUAAGGUAACAUUUGGUAGUCCCAAGAUUGCUAAUCUGGGUCUGUGGAACCAGCCAAGAGACUCAGGUUCAACCCCCGUUGUCAGCCUGGUCCGUUUACUAGAACUGGUAAUUCACACGAUCACACAGCGGGUCUUUGACAUGCAUGUCAUUUUCUUUCAGUAUUCAGUCACAAUUAUUCUGAAAACAUGCGGUGCAAUUAGAAAGCAAUGAUGUAAUUGCUCCUAAGAAAACCCAUUUUGAGCAGCCCAGCAGUGCUGCCGCUGGCUGUGAUUUUGUGUUUGUGGGAGGAGAGGUCAAAUAAACUGCCUCCCCAAAUUGGGAAAUGCGCUGCUUAUAACUGGGCUGUACAUGUAACGGAUGUUGAAGUGGUUUACAGUAGCAAGUCGGGCUGCUAUGUCUUCAUCUGCAGUGUUACUGGAACUGGUACCCAUACCAAAAGACUGUUUCCUGUUGAGUGAAGGAACGUCCUGUGGUAUAAUAGGCGAGUCGAAUAUAAAGUGUCUACCAGAUACAUGCAAAAAAAAUACCUGUCUACAAGCCCAGAGCCAACAAUUCAUUUACAACAACUGUUGGCUCACGGGGGAGUUAGUUCAGUUUUGUACCAAGAUUUCCUGCAGGUGCGCUCAGUGUCUUUGCAGAAGUGCACAUUUUUUUAAAUUUCUGAAUUCUGAUGUCAUCUCUGUUUAUCUGAUCAGGAAUGUAAUCUUAAUCCUGUAGCAUUGAUCUUACGUUUGUUUGAUUGUUCCAGUUGUUGUUCCUUUUUUUUUAUUAUUAUUUAGCGUUAAGAUUUAUUCCUGAUGUUUACUGUGCGUUGAUUUGCGUUAACUCCAUUGAGAUGUCCAGAACAGUCUUUUGACUUAGAGUAAAUGUUCUCCAGAUAGUGAAUUUAUUACUUUGUGUUUUACUUUAAUAAGCUGAUGUCUGUGUAUGACUGCAGUAAAAUCAUGACAACCCCACCAAAAAAUAUUCGUUUUUAAUAUAAAUGAGAUGUUAGUGUUGUGCUUAAAAUAAUGGAGCAACUUUUUUGGGGUAAAUGGUUAGGUUUAAUAUCACCACUGUACAGUGGUAUCAGUUUCCCAUUUCUGUUAGUACAACAAACCAUUAAAUGUGUAUGAAUGGGAAGCAUUCCUGUAAUUAAGGAUGAUCAAUUGUCUUCUCUGCAACAAGUUGAUUUUUCUUAUCCAAUGAUAUUCUUUGCACCAUUUUAAGCAGUCUUGACUCAGUCUUAAGAUCAGUAUGGUUGUCUUUUUAUAAAGUUUUCGUUCUUUGGAGCAAGCGUUAAUAAUGCAGUAUUUCAGAUUUGUUGUCUGUUUGAGAAUUAAUAAGGUGCUAGAAGUUGUAGAUCCUGGAAUUAAAUGAUUUUUGAAAAUGAGGAAGCACAUGCUUAAGAGUUGAUCAUUGUUGUUGGUCUAUUACGCAGAGCAUGCUGGGAUAAUGAAGUAAAAUUUCCAUGGUUUCAUUCAAAUGAUUGGAUUACAGCAACUGUCAUACCGUGAUGUUUAAAACAUCCAGUAAAGGCGCUCCGCAUGGAGUGCAGGAUGCGACCUAUAGCCUGGAGAUCACAGGUUCGAAUCCAGGAUAUGUCAUUGCCAACCGUGACCGGGGGUUCCUAGUGGGCGGCGCACAAUUGGCCGAGCGCAGCCCGGGUAGGGAUGGCUUAGGUCGGCCGGUUCAAUCCACGGUUCACUGUGCACCCUGUUACUGAUGAGGCGCCUGCAGGUCUGCAGUGGAGCUAUUCACAUCUGUGUUGUCCUUUGGGACUAUAGGUCUGGUGCCUUCACUGUGGAUCCGCAGUGUGAAAAAUGACGACAGGAACACGUUUCGGAGGACACGCGUCUCAGCCUCCGUUCCCCGAGUCGCCGGGGGAUAAAAAAAAAUAAUUGGGCAUUCCAAAUUGGGGAGAAAACCAGGGUAAAAUAAAAAAUGAGAAAAAAAGCCCCACCUCCAUACUUACUGUCAUGUGUAUAAAGUCUGCUCACAUAACAUGAAGAGAGUCUGUUGUCCAUUUAACAUAUCAGUGACCGAAAGAUGGAAACGCAGGCAGCAAGUAACAAUGACAGCAAUGCUUCCUUUUUUUUAUAGGGUGUGAGUCAUAAUGUACUGUUUGAAUGACAUUACAUUCUGCAUAGGUCUUCACCAUCUGCUGUUACAACGCUCCUCGUCUUUAAUUAUUCAAUACAAUUGGCUUCAGCUUGACAACACAAAUGUUAGGUGAAGAAUAAGAGUUGGGGCAGUCUGUGAAUUUCCAUUUCAUUAUACAAAAAGAUAAUGUAGUCAGCAAUUAAUAAACAUAGAACUGUCUUCCCAAAAUAAAUAAUGCAUCCCCUUUAUUACUUCCUAAAAUAUGCUGCUUAUACUCUCUUAAAGCCAAAAAUAAAGACAUUUGUCAGUGUUAACAUGGGUUUGAAUAUUUCAUUGUGCUCUGUGAGGUUCCGAAGACGCACUUAGCUUUCACUGGAAAAUGUGGUGCUUGUCUUUCUCAUGCAUGUCAGCUAUCAACAAGUUAUGAGGCAGAUUUGAGAUGCUUUCCCCACCAGACUCUCUUAAUAAAUGAAAAUCUGUGGAACAACACCGAACAUCUCCUUUCAAUUUCAUGUAGACUUAUUAUUUUACAGGAACUUGUUUUCGGGUUAUAGCCAUACCACCUCCCCAAGCCAUUAGCAUUGCACUUUACAUAGUUUUUAUAUACAAGUGUAUUAUAAUGUAACCAAUGAUGCACAUGGGUUUGUUUUGUGUGUGUGUGUUUUUUUAAAUGUCUUUAAUAGAGAGAUUGAAGAGGCCACACUAAAUUAAUAUUCUCUAUGAACUCUGAAAUCAUACUUUAGGACAGUAACACAGAUUUACAGUUUUUGAUUUGAACCCCCCCCCCACCCCCCAGAAAAUAAGAUCAAAUACAAUCGUCAUUAAUCCAGUGAAUCCCGAUACUCCUGUCACCUGACUCCAAAGUGAGUGAUUUAUAACCCAGAUGUCUUCUCUUCUCUCUAAUGCUUCAUUUUCAUUAAGAUGCAUUGGUUAAAGUAGAAACUAACAACAUAGUGAGUGUAAUUGUAGUUGUACACUAAGUAUGUCCUUUAACGGACUUGAGUCUUUAAUUUCCCUUCACGGUAAGGGGGAUACACUGAUCUGUGUUUCCUAGAGGUAUAUUGCAUCAUGAUCCUUUUAUGGUCCUAAGGAAUAGAACCGUUUUUGUUGAUUUAUUAGGAUUGUUUUUGUCCCAUAUUUGUUCAUUCCAUUCCAUUUCUCUUUUUCUUUUCCUGAAGACAGAAAGCUUCCAUGGUUUUGUAGUUGCACCCUUCAUCCUUAUAAAAAAAGAACACAAUACUGUUAAACCUGUACUAAUUUUAUUUUCUGAAUUUUUAAACUGAGGUUGUAUAUUUUAAAACAAAUAAACUAUUUUAAAUGUA
Messenger RNA from Acipenser ruthenus (sterlet), 7926 nucleotides. Its product is annotated as tight junction-associated protein 1-like. Bases 584 to 2623 code for a protein of 679 amino acids. The record is from RefSeq and is a predicted model, not a curated record. The transcript has 10 exons. NCBI's taxonomy places the organism in Eukaryota, Metazoa, Chordata, Actinopteri, Acipenseriformes, Acipenseridae. Gene Ontology annotation, cellular component: trans-Golgi network. Gene Ontology annotation, biological process: Golgi organization.